This is a messenger RNA of Aspergillus ochraceoroseus IBT 24754, 639 nucleotides long. RefSeq lists its product as uncharacterized. The record is from RefSeq and is a predicted model, not a curated record. Bases 1 to 639 code for a protein of 212 amino acids. Lineage: Eukaryota; Fungi; Ascomycota; Eurotiomycetes; Eurotiales; Aspergillaceae. The transcript is spliced from 3 exons.
AUGAAUUCCGGAGAUGCGCUGAACGUGUCGGAAUUCCAAUUUAUGCGGCUGAUAUAUGCUCCUGCCACGAUUCGCGUCCCUCGAUUGACCUUCAUUUCCACCCUUUCCAACAUCUUAUCACUUGCGACUCAGCGUCCUGCAUGGCUGGCGCAACUCUGGGAUUUUAGUCGACUCCUCCGUCCCGAUCACCUCCUUUCCACCUCCUCCCCCCCACUACGCGCCCAGCUAAGGUCUGGUAGUUUCCCACACUACGCUCCUGUACGCCUUCUGGUUCGCCCACGUCCCCCCGACCAGCUUAUCCCUCGACUGCUAGUCCAGGAACCAUGCCUUCGAUCUCGCGAUUUUUCACUAGCUCCGUGCUCUUUUUCCCGAUUUCUCAUUCAACCCGCGCUACGGGUGGAAUCGUUUAAGAAGACAGUUUCGAAACCUCCAACUGCUGCAGCAAGCGCUGAUAUUCGUCCUCGUUUCCCAAUCGUCGUGCCUCCCUCCGUGCUGUAUCCGCUCGCUCGGCGCUUCGAACUGGCUUCCACCACCACCAUUGGCUCCGAGUCGCUGAUGCUCCUUGGACGCUCAGGAACACCAGGAACAUCAGGAACAUCAGGAACAUCCAAUUUAAACCUGCUACACCACCGCGGCUAA